This is a messenger RNA of Chaetomium fimeti, 1503 nucleotides long. Its product is annotated as RlpA-like double-psi beta-barrel-protein domain-containing protein-containing protein. The record is from RefSeq and is a predicted model, not a curated record. The coding region runs from base 337 to 1134 and encodes 265 amino acids. NCBI's taxonomy places the organism in Eukaryota, Fungi, Ascomycota, Sordariomycetes, Sordariales, Chaetomiaceae. The transcript has a single exon.
CCGCUCUGGCCCAAGUCCCGGGGCUUCGCCCAGUCCACUCUCGCUUGGCCAGCCAAAAGCUGGGGGGACCUUUAAGUUUGCCCUGCGCUCUUUUGGCUUCAGUUUGUUGUUUCCUCGUUUGCUUCAACCCAUCGACCGACACAUUCAUUCCUUUCUUGACCUGGCUCAGUGAGCCCACCUUCAUUUGACAACCUCAUCAUCGAAGAAGGAUCAAGAGCAACUGGUCCUCGUUCUUUCCCUUGACCACGCUUUGCUUGACGUUCAUUUGAGCUCAAAAAACCAUCUGGUGAUACACCACUCACUUGGUAUCAACCACAGACAGCACGCUUGGCCACUAUGAAGUCGACCGUGUUUAUCGCCAGCUUGCUGGCCUCGCUUGCCGCCGCCCAGCCUCACGGCCAUGGCCACGGCCACAAGCACCGCAGGAAGGAGCACCACCACGGUGAACGGGGGCUCGUCGUGAGCUGGGUGACCGAGACUGUCUACGAGACGGUCACCGCCGUCGUCGACGACAGCACCACUGAGCUGAUCAUGCCGAGCACCAAGCCGGCCACCACCACGUCCUCGAUUUCCACUAGCACAACUCCCAGCCCCAUUCCGGUCAUCCCGGAUCCCGAGCCGAGCUCCUCCUCGACAUCAACCACGAAGGCUCCGGUGGUGCAGCUGCCUCCUCCUCCCCCACCCCCUCCCCCGGCGCCGACCACCACCAAGGCGGCGCCCCCUCCCCCCCCUCCCCCUCCUCCUCCGCCGCCGCCACCCGUCGAGACUCCCGAUGAAGGCGAGGACGACGGCGGCGACAGCGGCGGCGGCGGUGGUGGCGCGACGUACAGCGGCGAGAUCACGUACUUCGCGCUGGGCCUGGGCGCGUGCGGGUUCGACGACAGCAACAAGGACCACAGCGACAACAUCGUGGCGGUGUCGUCGCAGCUGAUGGGCGCGCUGUCCAACGGCAACCCGAUGUGCGGCAAGACCAUCACGAUCCGCGCCAACGGCAAGACGGUCCAGGCCCGCGUCCACGACAAGUGCCCCAGCUGCGCGCCCGGCGACAUCGACGGCUCCGAGAAGAUCUUCCUGUCGCUGUUCGGCUCGCUGACGGCAGGUCGCAUGAAGAUUGAGUGGUGGUUUAACAACUAGACGCUUUUUUUUGUCUAGUUGUUGAUUUGGGUUUGUUUUUGGCUUUUUGUGUGGAUGGGCGGACCCGGCGGCGACCCGGUCGGUUGCUUGGAUAAAUGCAUCCAAUCCCCCCCCGGGCAUUAUGAUGUGAUGCCACUUUUCGCUUCUGCCUCUACUCGUCACCAGGCAAUGGGACGAGAUAUAAAACUACAUAACACACUGGCGUCUUGGGCCUGGUAGCACUCCAGGCUCGGAGAGAGGAAAAGGGGAUAGGGCGCCAUAGGUAUACCCGGCCGAUAGACUUCGUCUUCCUGUACAUACUUAGGGGUAACCCGGUUUUGAAUCGACUGGAUAGUCUACUUGCGUUGUUGGCGUUCUCACACCUUGAUG